Messenger RNA from Closterium sp. NIES-67, 516 nucleotides. NCBI's taxonomy places the organism in Eukaryota, Viridiplantae, Streptophyta, Zygnematophyceae, Desmidiales, Closteriaceae. The record is from the annotation of a GenBank genome assembly.
AACUGUUUUCCGCAUGGCAAGCAGCGUCCCUGCUUACCUCCUCGGUAGCUACCCAUCCGUCCCUCCUGCUGCUCCGCUCUCCCCAACGCCCCCUCUCUCUCCUAAUAUCCUUCAGAUGCUUGGCAAACGCCGCAGCAGCAGCAGCAGCAGCAGCAGCAGCAGCAGCAGCAGCAGCAGCAGCAGCAGCAGCAGCAGCAGCAGCAGCAGCAGCAGCAGCAGCAGCAGCAGCAGCAGCAGCAGCAGCAGCAGCAGCAGCAGCAGCAGCAGCAGCAGCAGCAGCAGCAGCAGCAGCAGCAGCAGCAGCAGCAGCAGCAGCAGCAGCAGCAGCAGCAACAGCAGCACCGCAGCAGCAGCAGCACCGCAGCAGCAGCAGCACCGCAGUAGCAGCAGCACCGCAGCAGCAGCAGCACCGCAGCAGCAGCAGCAGCAGCAUCCAGGCCGCCCAAACCAGAUGCACGGCCUCCCUCCCUGCCUGCCAGCGCAGCCCCCCUAGCAUCCCCCCAACGCCGCCCUCCC